AGGGCUUUCAACUGUGCCUCAGUCUCCUUCAUCAGUUGUCAUGGAGAUUCAUCUGUUGACGUAGUUGUGAUUUGAUCCACUGCACGUUUAGGACUUCUCGGCUUCUUUAGCGGUUGCAGUUAAACCUCUGGAAGAAGCUGACAGUUUUUGGGUGUUUGUGACACAGCUAUGAAACUGGGAGCCCUAUAAUGGACCUGGAGGAAACCGUUUUCACCUUGCAGUCUAAAUGUGAACAGCUAUGGCAGGAAAAUAAUCAGUUGAAGGCGAUGCUGGGGGUAGUCAGAGAAAAUCAAGACCUGAAAGCCAGGAUGCAGAGCUUCAGUCAUGACACUCUGAUGGAUCCAACAGUGUCCUCACCUUCAGGAAGAAAUGGAUCCAGUCUGUGGCAAAACACCUUUAGUGAGAAACAAUUCAGAGAAAACAUGCAACAAACCAGAUUCAAACAUGAACACCGAACCUCAUCCCCCAUCAACUUUAGGUCUUUCUUGCAAACCUCUAUGCACACUGACCCAAGUGAGCUUCAAAGCUUCCAGGCUGAUAUUCCUCCGAAGGUCAAAGCUCCAGACAGGCUGCUAGGAGAGAUUGCCUACCAACUGGACAGGAGGAUUCUGUCCCACAUCUUCCAGGGCCAUAAGAGGCUUUAUGGUUUCACACUGCUCAAUAUACCAGACAAGAUCAUAGAGGUAAGCCAACAACCGCUGACAGGGAAGGUAGAUGAAGGUUAUCGGCUUCAUCUCUCUCAGAGGUAUGAUGAACUCAUGGAGAGGUUGAACAAGCUUGGAUAUAAGGCAACACUUCACCCUCAGUUCAGUGAAUUUAUUGUCAACACAUACGGGAUCCUGAAGGAGAGGCCUGGUGAAAACAGCACACAGGAAAUGGACUACAAUAAUCCAGAAUAUCUCGGGAGGCUGAUAAUGACCACAGCACCAAGAAAACUUCAGAAGGACCUGCUACUCAUGCUCACCUGCCUCUGCAACAUGGCAGAGAUUGAUAGGAAACCUCUUCUUCUCUGGUAGACCUGAUUGUAUCCAAAGAGUGAACAACUGGAUAAAUAAAUACCCUGUUGUGUA
Molecule: messenger RNA, 1070 nt
Organism: Larimichthys crocea (large yellow croaker)
Lineage: Eukaryota; Metazoa; Chordata; Actinopteri; Sciaenidae
Product: speriolin-like protein
Exons: 5
Coding region: 189-1016 (275 amino acids)
Cellular component (GO): centrosome
Source: RefSeq, a predicted model, not a curated record